Molecule: messenger RNA, 677 nt
Organism: Drosophila serrata
Lineage: Eukaryota; Metazoa; Arthropoda; Insecta; Diptera; Drosophilidae
Cellular component (GO): extracellular region
Molecular function (GO): chitin binding
Source: RefSeq, a predicted model, not a curated record
ACAACAUGAAAUUGGUCUGGAUAUUGAUGUCCUUGCAGCUAAUGCUCUUGGCCACAGCCCUGAGUGCUCGGAGAUGUGUCACACCCACCGCCGCACCCGAGCCCACAGAGGAUCCAGAUGACCCUACUGACGAUCCCUGGGAUCCAACGGAUGACACAACUGAGGAUCCCUGGGAUCCAACUGAUGAGCCAUCGAAUUCCACACAGACGCCAUUGGAUCCUACCGGCGAAACUACCGAAGAGUCCUCGGUGCCAACGGGAGAGCCAACAGUUCCCACUGAGAAUCCAACGGAAGACCCUACAGGAGGGACCUCAAAUCCUACUGAGGAAACCACUGAAGGGCCUUUGGAUCCCACCAGUGAAGCUCCCUUAGACCCGACAACCGAAACAGAAACCACAGAGAAACCAACAGAUGAUCCCUCGAAUCCAACAACUUUCAACACUCCGGGUACAACUUAUCCGACGCCCAGCGUGGAUGCGAACGCCUCUUGUCGGACGCACAAGGGGGUCCAGUUCCUGCCACAUCCAUACGAUUGCCACCUCUACAUCCAUUGCGAUGGGGAUAUAGGAUUUGUCAUGGACUGUCCCAGCGAUCUUUACUGGAAUUCGGUAACCCAGACCUGCGACACGACCUGCGCCUAGCGAAAUAAAGUACUUAGAAUAGCAUGCUCUCAACAA